ACUUCCAGCCCCGCGCCUCCGCCCCCCCGCUCCCCACGGCGGAUAAAGCGGCCGGGCCCGGCCUCCCCGCCCCGCACUCGGCGCAUGGCCCGGCUCCGGAAUGAGCGCCGCCACGCACUCCCCGCUGUUCCAAACGGAGGGCAGCUCCGAGCCGCUGCCGCCCGGCUGGGAGAUCAAGGUAGACCCGCAGACGGGCUGGCCUUUCUUCGUGGACCACAACAGCCGAACCACCACCUGGAGCGACCCGCGCCUGCGGAGCGACGCGGCCAAAGAUGGCCAGUCAUCAGCGAACGGCCCAUCUCAAGAUAGUCCCAGGCAGCUGCCAACACGGGAAGGAAACGUGGUUUACCCCAAGCUCCGGGCUGGCUACAUCCCCAUCCCAGUCAUCCACGAGGGCAUCGACAGCAGACAGCACCCAUACUUUGCCGCUCCGCAGCCCGGCGUACAACGGUACAAAGCAGAAGCCGUGCCCACCGCAGCGCAGGCACAGCCGCCACUGAGGGGGGCCUACGCCGGCCACGAGUCCCCUCCAAGGGGACCAGCUGAGGCUUCCCAGGCAGAUAAACAAUGUGGACAGACAACAGCAGCUGCAGCAGCCCCAGCUCCAGCGACACACGGACCUGAGCCUCAAUCUCCUGGAGCUUCUGAUUCUCCAACGGUUUCCCCUCAGUCGUCUGGCAGAUCCAAUUCAGGAAGCCACCAGCUUCCUCGUGGCUAUAUUUCAAUUCCUGUGAUCCAUGAAAAUAUCCAAAGGCAACCACCGCAAGGCUACCAUCAGGCCCAGAAGACACACUACCCUGCCCAGCAGAGCGAAUACCAAGCCCACCAACCAGUAUUUCCCAGAAUUCAACCAGAUGACAGGGAGCCUAAGACAACACGAGCACAGUCUCCAUUCAGAGCCUCUCAGAGAGGUGCAUCAAGCCGUGAAAGUUCACCUGCCAGAGUUACCACCCAGCAGAUACAGCCCCCAACUCCCAACAUAGUAAAGACAGUUAUAGACAGACCUCAGGUUUCUCAGCAACAAGUCCCACCUCAAGAGCCACCAAGACCAUCUCCACCACCUGAAAUCAAAACUGAAACCAAGACAAUCCCACCACCUGAAACUGAGGUGCCUGCAACGUAUAUUCCAAUUCAGGUCACCCACCAAGAACCAGAUUCUAAACUACCACCUCAGAAGCCUCCAGCCAUGGCAGAGAAAGCUGAUAAAAAGGUUCCCUGUUCAGCUAAGCCUGUUCCUCUGCAGGAAAGGCCUGCUCCUGAAGAAACUGUGACACCGAAGACAAUGGAAACAGCAGAACCUCAAAAGCAUCCUGGAGUUUUGAAAGUGGAGGCAAUUCUGGAGAACGUACAAAUGCUUGAGCAGGCAGUCGACUCCUUUGAAGGCAAGAAAACUGACAAAAAGUACUUGAUGAUUGAAGAGUAUUUGACCAAAGAAUUGCUAGCCCUAGACUCGGUGGACCCCGAGGGUCGUGCGGAUGUGCGUCAGGCCAGGAGAGAUGGUGUAAGGAAGGUCCAGAACAUUUUGGAAAGACUUGAACAGAAAGCAGAAGAUGUCCCAGAACCAGCUCAAGUUGAUGGACUUCCGCCAACCUUGCCAGAGCCUAAGCCACCACAGGAAAUCAUGGAGAUUGAACCUGUGGUAGUUAAGAGCAAGGGAGAUACCAGUAAUAAAGAUGCUAAAGAGGAAACCAAAAUGGAAAGACAUCAGCCUGAAACUAAGGAAGAAGUGUUUACCAAUCUGACCACCACAACAAACACAUCCAAUAAUCCAACCGAGCCAUAGCCAUGUGCUGAAACUAAAAUCUCUCAGACUUCGUAACUUAAAGUGUGUUUAAGUGAAUUUUAAGUUGCAUGCAUUUCCAGAGCUCUUUUCAACUGGUUUUUAAUCAACAUAGCAGCUUGGGACGCAGUAAACACUUGUGGGGAAGGAGGGAGUUAGAAAGAAAGUAAUGCAUUUAUCCUUUAUUCUUACACUAUGUAAAGACAUGUUCUCAAAAACAAACUCUGUACAUUAAUCUCUUUUAGAUCUGCUGAGUGGAAAAAAAAAAUAAAAAGAAAAGGAACAACUUUGGGGUUAAUACUGAUGUGUGUUGUUUAGGAUGUAUUCUUCUGCAGGUGAUUUUUGUACGAUCAAAGGCCUGCGUUGUUGGAAUACCAGUCCUUCUUUAAGUGUAGCCACUCAUGUAACAGUAAUGUUUUUAUUUGUAAUGUUCACAGUUGGGCACUUUAAGCAGUGGUGGAUAGAAAGUGUGUAAGAAACUGUAGGGAUAUUUAUAUGUGUGCAGGACUUCAAUGCUAUAUUUUAAGAGGGAAAUAAAAUAAUAUAGAAGCCUAA
Molecule: messenger RNA, 2335 nt
Organism: Numida meleagris (helmeted guineafowl)
Lineage: Eukaryota; Metazoa; Chordata; Aves; Galliformes; Numididae
Gene: BAG3
Product: BCL2 associated athanogene 3
Exons: 4
Coding region: 101-1783 (560 amino acids)
Biological process (GO): negative regulation of striated muscle cell apoptotic process; protein stabilization; muscle cell cellular homeostasis
Cellular component (GO): cytoplasm; cytosol; nucleus
Molecular function (GO): protein-folding chaperone binding; adenyl-nucleotide exchange factor activity
Source: RefSeq, a predicted model, not a curated record